Messenger RNA from Hibiscus syriacus, 805 nucleotides. Its product is annotated as chromo domain-containing protein cec-1-like. The record is from RefSeq and is a predicted model, not a curated record. Gene Ontology annotation, cellular component: nucleus. Lineage: Eukaryota; Viridiplantae; Streptophyta; Magnoliopsida; Malvales; Malvaceae. Bases 213 to 782 code for a protein of 189 amino acids. Gene Ontology annotation, biological process: chromatin organization; regulation of double-strand break repair. Gene Ontology annotation, molecular function: histone binding; DNA binding. The transcript has 5 exons.
UCUUGCCACUUCGAUCUAAUUCUUAUUCUUAUAUGAGAUUUUGCAUUUGCCCAAAUCCAAUUCAAUAGCACCCCAAAGACCAUUUUUUUUUCAUUUCUCUGUACUUGGUUGUCAGUUGUCACCAGAGCUACUCGCUCUCUUUUGAGGGUUCCUUUCAAUUCUAGGGUUUUAGUAAAAAACCCAUAAUUUUGGUUGUUUGAUUGACAGUUUCUAUGGAGACGGAGACACUAGACGAUAGCAAACCGGUGGAGGAGGCUGCUGCUCCAGUUAACGAUAAAGAGGGCGCUAAACAAGAGAAAGAAAAAGAGGAGAAAGACGUUUCUCGGGAAAGUGAGGAAAAGAAGGAAGUUGAGGAGACUAUGGAGGAAGAUGAAAAGGAAGACGAAGAAGAAAAGGAAGGUACUAAAGAGGCCAAAGGUAGUAGUCGAAAGCGAAGAUCUAGGAAACUCAAACGAUAUUCAUCGGAGAAUAAAGAGUCUGUGACACCGAGUAGUGACAGGCCGACAAGGGAAAGGAAAGUCGUUGAAAGAUACUCGGUUACAUCUGUUUCCAGGUCUUCCACUCCCAAACCUUUGUCAAUUGAAAAGGGUCCUGGUACACAGCUUAAAGAUCUACCAAAUGUGGUUUUCAAGGUUUCGAAGAGAAAAUUUGAUGAUAAUCUGCAGAUGCUUCAUAUGAUACUCUUUGGAAAGAAAGCAAAGCCACAAAGAUUGAAGAGAAACAUUAGCCAAUUUUCUGGCUAUGUUUGGGGACAGAAUGAGGUAUUUUCUUUAAUUUUUUGAAAGUUGGUUAUUUCAUUUUUAUU